Molecule: messenger RNA, 2871 nt
Organism: Torulaspora delbrueckii
Lineage: Eukaryota; Fungi; Ascomycota; Saccharomycetes; Saccharomycetales; Saccharomycetaceae
Gene: MSH1
Product: mismatch repair ATPase MSH1
Exons: 1
Coding region: 1-2871 (956 amino acids)
Biological process (GO): mismatch repair
Cellular component (GO): nucleus
Molecular function (GO): ATP binding; ATP-dependent DNA damage sensor activity; mismatched DNA binding
Source: RefSeq, a predicted model, not a curated record
AUGAUACGAUCCAUAAAUUCCAGUUUAUCCAGAUCUUUCUUUAGAUACAACCAUGGUCUGGUUGCUCCCUCUCCAGGAUUGGAAGUGUCAAAGUUGACUAUAGUGAUGGAUUCGAAAAAGGCAAAAGCGAAUAAAGAGGCCUUUAUAGAGACAAGUUUGCCACCUCUACUUACCACUAGGGCCAAGAGAUCAAGUAAAAAGGGUACAGAACCUGCGUCAGGCCAAAAUGAGACGAAUCUUCCACCUUCGCUGCAGUAUGUGAGGGACCUAAUGGAUCACUACAAGGGUCAUGUGGUUCUCACUCAGAUGGGGUCAUUCUACGAACUUUAUUUUGAGCAAGCAUCUGUUUAUGGACCGCAGCUAAAUCUUUCAUUAACAAAUCGUAACUACUUUUGCGGUAAGGUUCCCUUCGCUGGCUUUCCAGUUCAUCAAUUAAGUAGACACCUGAAGAUCCUGGUGAAUAAUUACGGAUACAGUGUCACAAUAGCUGAACAGUUCAAGAGAGACACCGUGGCAAAUAACGAUGUGAAUAAAUUCUACCGAAGGGUUACGAGAAUUGUAACACCAGGAACAUUUAUUGACGAAGCUUUCGAAAAUUUACAAGAAAAUACUUAUCUUCUGAGCAUUGAGUUCUCGGAUAAUUGUUUCAACAAAAUUGCAGAUUCAAAUUUGAAAGUAGGCCUGUGCUGGUGUGAUGUAACGACAGGGGAAAUAUUUGUUCAGCAGGUUUUACUUAAGGACUUGAUUUCUUCCAUAACUAGGAUACAGCCUAAGGAAAUUUUGUUAAAUGACGAGCUAGCAGCCUAUAGAAUUGAAUCUGGUGAAUGGUAUCCUGAAUUAGUUGAGCUGAAGAAAUACUUUAUAAAGUAUCAGAAACUUCCGUCACGACAUAGGACUAUUGCUUCAUUUUACAACCUGUUUUCAGCUGCGGACGCUGGAGAUGAUAGGAAGCAGCUGGAAAUUCAGCUUCGGGAGUUUUCUCAGAAAGAACUUGCAGCUUUGAGGAACACGCUGAUGUACGUCAGUGAACAUAUGCCAAGCUUUUCAAUGAACUUUCAGUUACCCCAGAGACAGCUCACUGGCUCAAUCAUGCAAAUUGACUCGCGGACUGUUGCGGCAUUGGAAUUGCAUAAGACCGUUAGGGAUAAUAGACAAAAAGGAACACUUUUAUCAACUAUUCGCAGAACAGUGACACCAGCUGGCACCCGUCUUUUAACACAGUGGCUUUCUGGUCCGUCUCUCGAUCUUAAAGAGAUUAAAGCUCGACAGGAUAUUGUUGCAUUCUUCAAGACAAAAUUUGGGAUUACAAAAUCCAUCAUUUCGAUGCUUCGGAAUGUUCAGGACCUGCCAAGAAUAUUGCAAAAAUUCAGUUUUGGCAGGGGUGACGCACUAGAACUCAUUCAACUAGCGCAAUCUUUACAGAUUGCAAUAGAUUUACGCACAUUUUUAGAGGAAGAGUCUCUAUCAUACAAAAAGAAGAUUAGAGACCUUGUUUCUUCGUUAACGAGAGGAUUAAAGUUUGAUAGAACAUUGAUCAAAGAAGUGAUAGAUAAUCUCAAUGAAGCAAAAUUGGUGGAAUCACUGAAGGAGAGUGAGAGAGAGAAUGAUGAAGAGACCGGUGAGGAAACAAAUGGGUCAGGUUCUCAGGACGCUUUAUCUAACGAUACUCCGAUUGUCAACUCAGCAUGUACUCCGAGACUUCAGCAAUUGCAUAUCGACUAUCAAAAAUUGAAGGAAGCUAGAGGAGAUCUUGAAUUGGAGUUCUUCGAAUUUUUCGUCGACGGCCAGGGCGCAAAAUCUGUCACAUUGAAACAAAAACAGAGUGGUGAGUAUGCACUUCAUGUCCUUGGAUCAGCAGGUAAUCUAAAAAAGAUAAACGAAUUCAUUAAAAGCGGUCAAAGUUUUCACGGGAGCUCAUUUCAUAUAAUACAACAAUCGUCGCAAACUCGUUGGUUGUCCCACGAAGCAUGGUCCGAUUUAGGUUACCGAAUUGAAUUAGCCGCCCUCAAGAUAAAGGACGAGGAGAACCGUAUUAUCAACGACUUCAAGAAUGAAUUUUUGAAAAGGAGCAACGAGGUUCGCGUGAUAUCUGACCUUUUAGGAUACUUGGAUGUCUUGUCAUCUUUUGCAGUGUUGGCAAAAGAGAAAAACCUUGUUUGUCCCAGGGUGGAUCAGAGCGACAAACUUGAAAUAAUUGAUGGCCGUCAUAUCAUGGUAGAAGAUGGUUUAGCGGCAAAAUGUCUAGAGAAUUUUAUCGAGAAUGACUGCCUUUUGAAUGGUGGUAAACUUUGGAUCAUUACAGGGCCCAAUAUGGGCGGCAAAUCAACGUUCUUGCGUCAAAAUGCGAUCAUAGUACUCCUUGCCCAAAUGGGUUCAUUUGUUCCGUGUUCCAAGGCCCACAUAGGUUUGGUAGAUAAAGUUUUCAGUCGCGUUGGAUCUGCGGAUGACUUAUACAAUGAAAUGAGUACAUUUAUGGUCGAGAUGAUUGAAACCUCUUUCAUUCUACAUGGUGCCACACGCAGAUCACUAGCGAUUUUGGAUGAGAUCGGCCGUGGGACAAGUGGAAGAGAAGGUGUUAGCAUUGCCUACGCUACUCUUCAACAUCUUGCGCAGGAGAAUGGAUGUAGAUCUCUUUUUGCAACCCACUUUGGCGCUGAACUAAGUAAAAUAAUUUCAUCCGAUGAAAAUUCGCUGUUAAAAGAGAAAGCUUCCUUCAUGAAAAGUAGUAUAGUUGAAUUGUCAGAGGACGAUUUCUUUUACGACUACAAACUGAGACCCGGAAUUUGCAAUAAGUCCGACGCUAUUAAAGUUGCUAAAACUGCAGGAUUUCCUGAGAAAGCCCUGAAUACCGCCCAAGCUUUACUCUCAUGA